CAACUCUCCGUCGCGUCCCGCACGCGUCAACCCACUCAACAUCAUCAACAACUGCGCCUAUCCCGCACCUGCAUCCUACGCCGAUAACCAACUCUACACCAAAAAUGAGCACAGAAGGAAUCUGUCCGCGCGUGAACGCACAGUAUCUGAAGCCGUUCGUGGACCGCGUUGUGCGGCUAGUGGGCCGCGUUACGCAGGUCAGUGGCGAGUCUGCCGUUCUUGAUUCCGCGGGCUCUGUCACGGUUUUCGGGACCAGGGAUAUCGUCUUCAACGAAGGAGAGAUCUUUGAGGUCACUGGCAGAGUCAACGCAGAUCUUUCAAUCAAGGCACUUGAUGGUGUCAACCACGGCACGCAGGGCAAUUUGGACAAUGUGAAUGCGAUGGUCGAUAUCGUGCAGAAGAACAAGUCGUUUUAUUACAACAUGUAAUCGCACUCCCUUUCUCUUUCAUCUUUAGUCUAGUACUGCAUUUAGCAAGACAAUCUUCAGUCUCAACUAUGAUCUAGAAUUGGAUUGAGAUGAUUGGAAGAGAAGCCCGAUGAGCUCAUUUGUUCUUUAUAUCUUUGCGUUUGCUUUGUUUGCUUUUGUAUCAUUUGUAUAUCUAAAGUCCCCCGGCGUUUUUUGUUUACUUUCAAAUUAUAAUCUACAAUCAAAAUACACCAGCAACACCUCUGAUCAGCA
Myxozyma melibiosi is the source of this 680-nucleotide messenger RNA. RefSeq names its product replication factor A protein 3. The record is from RefSeq and is a predicted model, not a curated record. Gene Ontology annotation, biological process: double-strand break repair via homologous recombination; base-excision repair; mismatch repair. Bases 105 to 428 code for a protein of 107 amino acids. NCBI's taxonomy places the organism in Eukaryota, Fungi, Ascomycota, Lipomycetes, Lipomycetales, Lipomycetaceae. The transcript is spliced from 3 exons. Gene Ontology annotation, cellular component: nucleus; site of double-strand break; DNA replication factor A complex. Gene Ontology annotation, molecular function: damaged DNA binding; single-stranded DNA binding.